CCCGACUAAUAAUAUUCCCGAGCAAUCGCAUAACCAUCUGGCCGCAUUCUUCUUAUUUCCAUCAACCAAAUUACCAAAUUACCAAAUUUCCCUCCUUGUGCAUUGAAAGACCCGGCAACGACCCAAAAAGAUCAUCAUAAUACGACACGGAGAUAUUUUAUACUGUAAGCCAAGAUAUACGACGUACCAAACAAAUAACAGGGGAAAGCGGAUCUAUCCCAAUCAAUCAAUUUAUUCCUAAAAUGGAUCAAAGAACCAUUCCGCUGCCAAUUGGACCUCUCUCGCCUGCACUUGUAUAUAAUGCGACCAUCUCAUGUCCUCCAGCCAAUUCCCCGACUGUCUCGAAUUCAACCUUCAAUGCAUCUCCAGUAACAAGUCCAGCAACAGCUUCAAUCAAGACAGAAGAGGGAAUCGCAUCGGCGGAACCUCCAAAGAAGAGACAAAAGCGUAAUAAACCUACAUUAUCAUGUGUCGAGUGUGUAGAACGCAAGACAAAGGUUAGUUGGUUUGUGUAAUACCUUUCACAACUCAUGCAUCUCGAUUUACUUCAUUUCAUCGUCAUCGUAUACAAAAGGUUUCCAGCAAAGUUGCUUUUACUCUCCGUUACACUGUCUCUCGUGGUUCUAGUCAAAGUCGGAGAUACAUCAUGAUUCCUCCUCUAAGCUAUUAUAAGCACUUUUAAUUGAUCAUGCAUUUAUGAAGUACGUACAUCGGAGAAUAAGGGCGAGAAUGAAAUAUUCCCCGUUGUACUGGUACUGAUGUAACCUCAUUCUUCUACAUAAGCAUGCCUCUCUCCCUUCUUCUUUACGUGCCCAUGCUAUCACUUUCCUUCUUCUAAAAAUGUAUACAACCAUCUAUCAAUCCUUCAGUCUAGCCAUCCUUCUCUACGAAUCAGUACUAAUUUACGUUUAGUGCGACCGAGGUCGACCACAUUGCCUUGCAUGUAAGUAUAAGCAACGUUUGGGUUACAUGUUUAUGUUGACCUGGGCUAUAGGUAUCAAAAGGCAAUCGAAUUGCGAAUAUCUCCCAGCAGCAAAUAUCCUUGAGUUAGUAUUAAAAUCCAAAACUUCCUGAAUGGCAACUGACAUCAUCUUUAGGGAAACAAAUAGAUCUACCGCAAAUGCUCGACGUAUGACCAAACCACCAAAAAAGUUAAGUUUUGGGGCGAGCAAUAUUGUCGAAAGGCCAAGACAAGCACCAGAUCCUGACGAAAGGAGUACAUCUAGAGGCUCUGUUGCAUCCUCAACUGGUUUGCUUUCUAAUGUACCCUAUUCACACCCUAAAGCCUCGAAUGUCUUCGGCAUUGGCUCUGAGCAUCCAUUUGCAAAUUAUUGGACAUGUCAAGGUGGACUUCCAGAAGUGAUUUCAGUCUUACCAGCCAAGGAGCAAGCAGAUAUCUUGAUGGAAAGAUACUUUGAAUGUGUCGAUCCGGUUUAUCCCAUGCUUCAUAGACAAACCUUUUAUGCAGAUUAUGAGCAUUUCUGGGCAUUACCAGCGUCUGAAAGAAAUAGGACAGAUGCUGCUUUAGUUGCCAUGAUAUUCUCCAUGAUGGCUUUAGGAACUCAAUUCGUCAACAAUUCUCCACCAAAAGAACGACAACAAACUGCCGAAUUUUAUGUUUCUGCGGCUCACCAGUCACUUCGCAUGGGUUCAUAUCUCAACAAAGCUUCAAUGCGUUCAAUUCAAGCUAUGGUUCUCAUUACAUAUUUCCUCAUCAAUGACAAUCAUGCUUCUGAUGGCUGGGCCUUUGCUGGUAUACUAAUCCGACAGUCUUACGCUAUGGGUCUUCAUCGUGAUCCCAAUAUCGUCACCCCAAAUGCCUCUAUCUUUGACAAGCAACAACGUCGGAAACUUUGGCAAGCAGUUCUUCUUCAAGAUACCUUUCUUACCGUCCUCCUUUCUCUCCCCCCAAGUGCAACACACACAGACGUCAACGUAGAUGACCUCAUCGAUGAUUACAGCUCCAUCGCUAAUAGCGAUCCGAACGAUAUGGCUUAUAUCCGUGGAUGCUGGGCUCUUGCCAAUCUCGUCCAAGAAAGCAUUUGUUCUCCGCGCUCCCUGGACCUUCCGAUAUGUGCCGGCGCCCGUCAAAAACAUAAACUCCUCUCCGAAUUCCGUGCCGUUUAUCGAUCCUUUCCCGAUGUCUUUCGCUCCUGGGACCACGAUUCUAUUGCCCUACAAGCACAAACUAAUAAACGACUUGUACGACAAACUCUUUUUCUCACCAGUAAUUAUUUCCAUAAUGUAAUGUUACUUCACGCAAGCGAAAGUCCUGAAGUCCCACCACAUAUUCGAGGAACUUUAGAUGCGGCUCAUGAAGCUAUCAAAGCUUUCUUUCUCCUCUACGAACUCUUCGAGAGUGAAAGUAAAGUUUGGUGGGUCUUUAAUCAUCGAGCAUUUUUGGAAUGUAUGAUGAUUGGAAAUAUGUUGCAAGAUGUUGCAAAGGAUGAAGAUGGAGCGGAGAAAUUAGCGAAGGAUCCAUUGUUUGUGAGAGCUAAGGGGGAUAUUGGUAUGUUUUCUUUCUUUCUUUUCUAUCUAUCUGGCAUUUUUCUACCUGGUUCUGUUCUUUUUGGAUGUACUGUGCUAAUAAAUCCCGGGGAUUAUAGUACGAAUGAUUGAAAUAAUGACCAAAGUAGGCGAAGGAGAAAAUGGAUCACAGGUAGCAAGGACGAGGGUCCAGGUUUUAAGUGAUUAUGUAUGAGGUAUUCCUAGUUGUGAAGUACCUAAUUCAUUUGGAGAUAAAAGAUGAGAGAGAUGCGUCGGAGAGGAGGAAGGGAUUACGACAAGGAAAAAAUCUUGUAAUUGGGUAAUUGUGUAUGGAUAGGAUAGGGUAGGAUACAUUAUUGAUAGAAUAGGAUAGGAUAUAAUAGGAAUACGAAUAGGGAAAUAUAGAAUAGCAAAAGGAAUA
This is a messenger RNA of Sclerotinia trifoliorum, 2908 nucleotides long. NCBI's taxonomy places the organism in Eukaryota, Fungi, Ascomycota, Leotiomycetes, Helotiales, Sclerotiniaceae. The record is from the annotation of a GenBank genome assembly.